This is a messenger RNA of Trichophyton rubrum CBS 118892, 396 nucleotides long. RefSeq lists its product as uncharacterized. The record is from RefSeq and is a predicted model, not a curated record. NCBI's taxonomy places the organism in Eukaryota, Fungi, Ascomycota, Eurotiomycetes, Onygenales, Arthrodermataceae. The transcript has a single exon. The coding region runs from base 1 to 396 and encodes 131 amino acids.
AUGUUUUCCAUCUACGGCAAUAAAAUUGGAGGGGCGGCAUACACUCGUUUGGCAAGGAUCUCGCAAGCAACAGCGCGCAGGUCGUGGAGAUCAGAGUCCCAGAGCUCGACCAGUGCCUGGAUCUUGAACCAUCGCACGCAGACGAGCAGACAGAAGACGACACAGGCGCGGUACUGCUCUCCGCCGGCCUCUUUGGCAGUCUGGAUAACCUCCUUGGUGAUAACAGUGCUGUUGGCCUUUGUAACGAGACCCUCCUCCAGCUCGCAGCAGACGACCUGCUCGACUAGAUGCUUAAGCCGCAGAGCUACCUUUGUCACCUCCUUCGCUGGCAGAGCGGGCGUGAUAAUCUGGUCGCGAGUACGAGGAAGUACUAUAUCAUCGAUCAGAAGGUGUUAG